Anoplopoma fimbria (sablefish) is the source of this 2123-nucleotide messenger RNA. RefSeq names its product 14-3-3 protein epsilon-like. Gene Ontology annotation, biological process: signal transduction. The record is from RefSeq and is a predicted model, not a curated record. Gene Ontology annotation, cellular component: cytoplasm. The transcript has 6 exons. NCBI's taxonomy places the organism in Eukaryota, Metazoa, Chordata, Actinopteri, Perciformes, Anoplopomatidae. The coding region runs from base 239 to 1009 and encodes 256 amino acids.
GCCGUUGCGUUGCGUUGGUUGCGUGUCGUUGGUUGCGUGUCGUUGCGUUGGUUGCGUUGCGUGGGUUUCCCGGAUGGAGCAGCGUCGCCACCGCCAUCUUUUACGCCCGUGCUGCCGGUGGGUGUUUCAGUUCAGCGGAGAGCGACCGUGCUGUUGCUGAUCCACCACCACCAACACCACCUCCUCCUCCACCUCCACCCCUUUUUAGAACCACCGCCACCGCCGCACCCGGAGCACCAUGGCGGACAGAGAGAACUCGGUCUACCAGGCGAAGCUGGCCGAACAAGCGGAGCGAUACGACGAAAUGGUGGAGUCGAUGAAGAACGUGGCCAGUAUGGACGUGGAGCUGACGGUGGAGGAGAGGAACCUGCUGUCUGUAGCGUACAAGAACGUGAUCGGGGCCAGAAGAGCGUCCUGGAGGAUAAUCAGCAGCCUGGAACAGAAAGAAGAAAAUAAAGGCGGGGAAGAUAAACUAAAGAUGAUCCGGGAAUACAGGAAAACGGUCGAGAAAGAGCUGAAAUCAAUCUGCAACGACAUCCUGGAUGUACUGGACAAGCAUCUCAUCUUAGCUGCAGUCACAGGAGAAUCUAAGGUUUUCUACUACAAAAUGAAGGGAGAUUACCACAGGUACCUGGCAGAGUUUGCCACGGGCAACGACAGGAAAGAGGCAGCAGAGAACAGUCUGGUUGCCUACAAAGCUGCUAGCGACAUCGCCAUGAUCGAACUCCCUCCAACGCACCCCAUUCGUCUGGGACUGGCCCUUAACUUUUCUGUUUUCUAUUAUGAAAUCCUCAACUCGCCAGACCGCGCUUGCAAGUUGGCGAAGGAAGCGUUUGACAAUGCCAUCGCAGAACUGGAUACGCUGAACGAGGAGAGCUAUAAGGACUCAACACUUAUCAUGCAGUUGCUACGUGACAACUUGACACUAUGGACCUCAGAUGCGCAGGGAGAUGGUGAAGAACAGAACAAAGAUCCACCGCCGCAAGAUGCGGAGGAAGAGACCCAGUGAGACUGAACAAGACAAGUCCUCUUCCUCCUACCCAUCCUCCCUUUUUUCCUCUCCUCCCAGCACUAGCUCCUGUCCCCAGCCACAGUUUUCAAUUGGGUUUAUACUGCAGCCCACUCUCCUCCUCUUCCCCUCCCUCCAUUUCUACCCAUGUGUCUCGUCCUUUCUCCUCAUAUGCAUGUCAUGUCCCAACCCCCCACCGGGCCUGAUCGGGUCUCCGUUUCCACUUACCAGGAGUUGUACCUUAUUUUUGAUGACUCAUUUUGCAAGCCCGUACCCUUCAAGGUUCAUCUCCUCUUUUACUGUUUUUUUUGUUUUUUGUUUGUUUGCUUUACUUUGCUGUAUCAUCUGUUGCCAAGUACGCUUGCCUGUAUUUGUAACACACAUAUGCAAGAGUUUAUUUAAAGACAAUACUUAGCUGUUCAACUUUUUCCUGUAUUUGUGUGUUUCUAAACGGUAUAUUGUCCAUGCAGUCAGUCAGUUUUGAAAACAUUUCGGUUUGCAAAUUGAGUAAAAUAAAGCGGCGAUGAAAGAUUUAAAAGGGAUGUGUGAAAGCUUUUUGGAAGAACUAAGUGCCCUCUUUACUUUGUGGUUACCAAACCUGCCCCUUCAACACAUCAACUUUUUUUUUUUUAUGACAAAUAGCAGAAUGUCCCCUUUCUCCAAGCAUCACUCUGACCUCUAUUCUUGUCCAUUCUCGGACCAAGUAACGUGCUGCGAGGCUGUAGCGCUUUUGCUAAUGGCAGAUAGUUAGGUAAUGGCUUUUUUGCAGACAAAACGUGUGUUCGUGUGCGUGGGAGGGGAAUGCUCAACACUAUUGAUUGUAAUAUAAUGCAGUUUUGCAUUGGCACCAUAUUAAAAAAAAAAACUAAAAAAAAACCAAGUUUGGGAAAUAGAGACCUGCUCUAUCUUUACUGUCCUGACUAUUUCAGGUUUCCUCUUCUCAACUCUUGUCUUUCCUACUCCUCGUUUUCCUCUCUUCAUUCUCUUCGGUAUGUGUAACGUGAAUCUGAUUUGUACUACUGGAUAUUCUAAACGGAGCCACAAGUACCGUCUGUAUUCUUACUGAAACACAGCAUGGAAUUAACAUUAAACUUCAAAUUGAAAAAUGUUAAAU